Molecule: messenger RNA, 14524 nt
Organism: Folsomia candida
Lineage: Eukaryota; Metazoa; Arthropoda; Collembola; Entomobryomorpha; Isotomidae
Gene: HUWE1
Product: E3 ubiquitin-protein ligase HUWE1
Exons: 60
Coding region: 310-14058 (4582 amino acids)
Biological process (GO): proteasome-mediated ubiquitin-dependent protein catabolic process; protein polyubiquitination; positive regulation of protein catabolic process
Cellular component (GO): nucleus
Molecular function (GO): protein binding; ubiquitin-protein transferase activity; zinc ion binding
Source: RefSeq, a predicted model, not a curated record
CCGAGCCAGCAAAACCACCAGAUCACACAGAGCGAGGCGAAGACUACCCAACAAAUUCGAGUUUUUAAUUCUUUGUCAUCUCCUCGAUAACUUGUUACCUCCAAACUCGAUAUCAUCUUAUCUAAAUUCUAAGUGACGCCAAAAACCCAUUCGCGGAUUCGGCCGAGAAGGUCCGAAAGAAGAGAAAAAUUUUCGUGUGGAGUGAGGAAUUCGUAGCGAGGUCCUCUUUAAAUUCAAGUGUGUGUCAAGGGACGGAGGAGGCAGCUGCGAUUUUGUUCCUAACACUUGACCCCGAAAAAUGAAACCAGUAUGAAAAUAGAUCGCACGAAAGCCAAACGAGGCACGACGGAGGUGGUAAGAAUUCCUCCGGAGUGCAAAGGUCUCAUAGAAAAGUUCAAAGCUUGCAAUAAUGUGGAUAAGACGAUUCAUUGUGGCACCGAGCAUGCCGUCAUCCAAGUGCUCGACAGCAUAAAUAUCUGGACGUAUGGAAAAUGUGAGCUCUACCACUUCAUCGAUGUGCUCGACCUGUUUGAUUCCAUCCUUCAAAAGGCCACCGUGCGCAAUGGGACGAGCUGGGCGAUGGCGUGUGACCUGCAUGAUGCGAGCGGGCCGGUGUUGCAAGAAUGCGUGAAAAAGAUCUGUAUCUUCACCUCCAUCCUGAUUGAGCACUCUUUUUCACGAACAGUCUACAACUCAAUGGAGCACCUGGCCGCGUUGUUGAACUCGAUUAACUUGUCCGUCGUACUGGAAGUGCUUCAUUUACUCUACAUGUUCAGUAAACGAAGCAAUUUCCUCACACGGUUGUCUGAAGACAGGAGAGACGUGCUGCUGGGGAGAUUGGCACUUCUCGCUGAGAGCUGGGGUGGAAAGGAGGCUGGAUUUGGUCUUGCUGUGUGCUGUCUUCAAACCCAACUCCAGGACUUUCCAACUACUGCCACCACAGUUCAUUUAGAGUUUGCCAAGGUCGUUGCUGAGCCGAACGUUGCGCGCUGGAAGCAAGGUGACACCUGGCAGGUGAUACAUAUCGAAAACGUUCACACUCUUGCUGGCACUCCAGCCGACAUUUUAGACGACAUCGUCGCCCAGUAUCAAGUCCCUCCUGAGAAACAGCUGGUCCUGUUCACUCAUCUCCGCCUAGCGUAUAACUUUCCUCACUGGGGGCAGAGGGUCCAGUUGAUCCAGGCACGUCUUCAAGCCUUGUCCAUCCUCGUGUACGCCAACGCCAUCCAGGACAACACGCAGCAACUACUGUACAACGGCCUCAUGGAGGAACUGGUCGACGUCUUAGAGCUGGACAGAUCCUACUUGACCGAGAUCAAAGCCGCCGCGUUAAAAACUCUUACAUCCAUCAUCCAUUUAGAUAGGGCUCAAAAUUUUCCAAGUAUAAUUGAUGCGACGGGAGCCGGUUCCUACCAUGGAUUCUUGCCAGUCAUGGUGCGAACCUGUAUAGCGUCUCUGACGUCGUGUAAACCGAACGAACUGCACACGUACCCGCUCUCAUUGGCCACCUCCUUGUUCAGUUUCCUCUACCACCUGGCCAGCUACGAGCUCGGAGGGGAAGCUCUCGUCAACUGCGGAAUUCUCGAGAGUCUCCUCAAAGUCGUAAACUGGAACACGGUCGAUGUAGAGCAAAUUACGUUUGUAACUCGAGCUGUACGAGUCAUUGAUCUCAUUACCAAUAUGGACAUGCAAGCAUUCCAAGCACACAAUGGGCUCACAUCAUUCGUCAACCGGUUAGAGAUGGAAGUGAACGCUUGUAGAAACGACCAGCCCUUCGAGAUCGUUGCACGCCACUCGUUCUCCAACCCACAGUCUUCCUCCAGUAUGUCAGAGAUUGGCGGUGCUGGGCGGGAAGAUAACGCAGACGUCCCCAUGGACACGGACGUCAGUGGGAGUCAGACUGAUUUAAGUAGUGAUCUUUUCGUUCCGAACUUUCUCUGGAGAGGGAAUAGUUCAGCUAACUUUAUCCCGAACGGGACGACCUGUCUCACCCAACGGGCCGCCUUGUUGAAGUCGAUGUUGAACUUCUUGAAGAAAGUGAUUCAGGAUCCGGCCUUUUCCGACGGGAUUCGCCACAUUAUGGAAGGCUCCCUCCCGGGGGCACUAAAGCACAUUAUCAGCAAUGCCGAGUACUAUGGGGCGUCCCUCUUCAUCCUCGCCACGGACAUAGUGACCGUGUACGUGUUCCAAGAGCCGUCGUUACUGUCAACACUACAAGACAGCGGGUUGACAGAUAUCGUGUCAGAAGCUCUGCUGGUGAAAGAUGUUCCACCCACCCGCGAAGUGAUAGCGACGAUGCCAAACGUUUUUUCCGCCUUGUGUCUGAACAACCGGGGUUUGCAUGCGUUCAUCAAGUACCAACCGUUCAAGAAGCUGUUCCGUAUGCUGAUUUCUUCCGACUACUUGCCCGCUAUGCGACGCCGCCGUACCGCCGAACCAAUGGGCGACACGGCGUCAAACCUGGGCAACUCUGUCGACGAGUUAAUGAGACAUCAGCCUAGUCUCAGAGUGGUCGCCAUGCACUCAAUGGUGGAGCUGUUGGAAGAACUAUCAAAUAUCGGAUCUAGUCCACGUGCCCUCGCAAAAACUCACUACAAGCCGGCGACACUGCCCAUUGUGAACUCGACUGCGCGGAGUGGGGCGUCGGAGGGUGGAAGUAGUGAGGAUGAAGAUGACGAUGAUGAGGAAACCUCCACCGCCUCACAUUCCCAACCCGUACCUUCCACUUCCUCCAGUCGCGACGAAGUGGCGGCGGACGGGACACAGUCGUCGUCUUCCAAUGCGGAAGACAAAUCGCCUAUUCCUUACAUGGAUUACGUCCUAAAUGUGAUGAAGUGCUUAGAUGCAAUACUCAGCAAUAAUUCGACUGACGAUCACUGCCGUGAGUUUGUACGGCAAGGGGGACUCACCGUCCUUAUGUCGAUCUUGUCCAAGAAUACGCUCCCACUCGACUUCCCAGCCUCACCGGCCUGUCAAGCAACCGCAUCCGUGUGUCGCUCUAUUCUGACUUUGGCACACGAGGGACUUGUCCUAGACCGCGGAAUUGACGCCAUGUUGCCGAUAAUGAACCGUACGCAAAAGUUGAACGAUCCGUUCCCUUAUCCCGGCAGUAGUGUCCUCCUCCGCGAGCUUGCCGACUCUACAAAUCCCGCGGAAGCUGUGAACGAUCCAUACGAGACGCCCGCACUGCAUGGAAUCAUCUCCAUCCAUUCCAUGAUCACCAUGUUCAUCCAUGUUUGUCGAACGGGACAGACUGACAUUCGAACUCUAGUGGUGAAAGCGUGGGGGAACGAUCAGGGAAUUGAUCUGCUCAAACAACUGUCCCAACUCUACUUGAACUUGGUGUGGGAAAGUACCGUGUUGUUGUCCCUCUGUGGCGGCGAAUAUCAACCGGGAACGGUCGAUUUUGGGAAGGAAGACUUGGAGAAACUAAUUCCACCUGAAGGACUGAAGGAGGCGGAAGUGAGUCUGACCAAGACGACGGAACAGAUGGCUGUCGACCCACAAGCGGUAUCGUCUUCAGAUCUGACCGCGGUCACAACCCCGUCCGAAUCUUCGUCCUCGACUGGGAUGGAAGUCGACCCACCUGCGGCGGACGUUGCGCAACGCGUCCUCGUCAACUCAUCCACGCAAACCACAAUGACCUCGACGCAUCUACAGAUGAAAGAGAUUAGCAGUGCCACUCUGCAAAACUAUGCCAAACUGAUCAAGCCGAUAUUAAGCGCGUCUUCCAGAUUGGGGAGGGCUCUGACUGAAUUCUUCGGACUGCUCGUCAAGUUGUGCGUGGGGUCUCCGCUGCGCCAACGACGCGGCCACCACGUUCCCCAAGUGCCUGGGGUGAUCGUUCCUGGCGCCAUCCCGGUGGCCACGACGCUCGCCAACCUACUAACUCUUGCCCUAAACUGGGAGCCGAAAAUGAACUCGCCAGUCCCCCGAAUCACAUUUAGCAUAUGUGCCGUCGGCUUCUCAGCUCCACUUCUCUUCGACGAAAAGAAAUUUCCUUACCACCUCAUGCUUCGCAAGUUCAUGGAAGCCGAUGGGCUGGAUGCCAUCUUCAGGAUUUUCUAUAGGGCAAUGAUCCCUCCAAUGUGGUCUUAUACACCCGGCCCUCUACUCAUUAAUGAACAUCAGUUACAAUUUUUGGAAUCGUGGCUCCUCCUGAUUGAGAAGUUUGCCAACCCGAAAACCAUUUUGGAUAAUCAACACCUCUUACAGACAAAGUCACUCAUGCUAACUCAGUCUCCAGAGUUUGAUGCGAACGCCUUCCUUGCUCAUAUUCACAAGAAAUCAUUCGAUGCUAUCGUCCACAUGUUGAAGCAGUACGGUUCAAAGAAUUUGGGAGUCCGUUCGAUCGAAUCCCUUUUGACGAUUUUGUGCUACGUGUUCCGUUUUAAGAGAGGACAGACAAAACCAGGUAAUCAAGCCACCUCGGAAGCUACUUCAUCAACGAAAGAGUCGAAAGAAGUUCAAACCUCAGAAGCGGUUCAACCCUCCACAGCUCCGGUCGUCUUGACCAUUCCUAAGGUUAACGCUCCCUCACCCGCAACAAAUCAGGCUGGACCCUUACCCGGUCGACCACCCAGGCCCAUCCCACCGACCGGAAUUAUCGACCCUGCCAAUAUUUCUGACAGCACCCCACAAGCGGCUUUCUACCACCACGGUUCCAUCUUUCCGCUCGGCCCAGCCCUGGUGCCUAUCACAGCACCUCACAGCCUCGAGCCACGCCCGUUGCCAGUACCAACUCCAGUAGUAGAAUCUGAAGACGACGAACGCGUACCCGCAUUACUAACGAUCAACGAAUUGAGGAACAUGGAGGCAUUGAGGGCGCUUGGUCCUUUAUCGUCAACAGAGGCUUCCGUUGCCACGGCGUUGACGAUACUUGCAAGGCCUCCGGAGGGUGUUCCUCCCCUACCUGGGGGACAGAUCGCAGAUGCAAAUACUCAAAUAGUGGAUCGAAUAGAUGCCGCUGAGCGCCUUGGAGUGGAUUUGAACCAUUUGGAACAAUUGAUGGAAAUGGGUUUCCCACUAGAAAUAUGUGUUGAAGCCUUAGUCACAACUAGUAACAUAAUGCUGGCGACGGACUAUUUGUUGAGUAAUGCGAGGGCUACAGUUGGAGGUGCGAGUAGUGGAAGUGCUGGCAGCAGUAAUUCCAUUGCCAGAGAUAAUAGCACUCUACCGCCAACCGGGAGUCAUGAAAGAUUGACAGCUUUAUUAAAACUGUUCACUGAUAAGGAGAAGGCGAAAGAGGCAGCAAAAGCGGCAGAGGCUGCGGCAUUUUCAAAAUCCAUUUUUGAUAAUUUGGAGUCCUUGACACCCGAAGUGAUUGAUGACUUUGCCACCGAUGUGUUUGAGCUGUGCAUGGACAUUUUAGAUAAAAUUCCAGAGUCUGUGUUUCGAGUUUGUGAGCUCUUAAUUGCUGUCGGGCAAAGGAAAGGGAUGCUUUGGUUGGAAGAGACGUUGUGGAAAAUUAUUAAACAGAGUUACAACGACAUUUUUCUCUACGUAAAACUUUUGGAGAAAGGAACGGACGGCUUGGCUCCGGUAACAUUGGGCACGGGUCCGAAACAGUUUGGAUACCGGAUGCACCUCUUUUCCCUCUUGUCCGAUGAAAUGACAUUUCUCUGCGGAAUGAUUUUGGAACAGAGCGACAUUCCAAACUCGAUAGUCCGUCUAAUCAAAUACUACGAACGUGCGCUCAAUUCUGCCACCACGGAGCAGCUCGUAGCCUCUGGGAUUAUGAAGAAUGGCGUUUUACAGUCUCCGCCCUGGUUGGCGCCUACGUUUUUACUCUUGGAUCUUUAUCAAAAAGCGGUGGCGUUGAGCAACAGGAAAUACUUGUUGGAAAAUGAUACGGACUACCGCUGGAAAUGGUUUGACAUCAAUUCUGGCAAGUGGUGCCCCUACUCUUCCACGAACAAUACUGUAAUCAACAAGGCCUUCUGGGAUGGGGACAGCACCGUCCGCAUAACUGCCGGGCGACGCCGCUAUGUUAUCAACUUCAACGCAAUGAUUCAGCUCAACGAGGAGACUUCGAACCGCCGUCCCAUCACGCUCUGGCUAGCGGAUCCGGCCCCCGUCCUACCAUCUCUUCAAUACUUACCAACUACCAACAGACGUGUCGGCUAUUCUGAAAAGAUGACGGGGAUCGGUCCUCAUCCACUCGUUGAAUCAGAAGACGUUCGACCAAAAGAUCCAGAUCGUCACACUUUUCUAGGACAAGGACGAGGGACGACAAAUUCUACAGAGAAGCAAAUGCGUUAUACCCGAGAAAAGUUAGAGUUUUUUAAGACAUUGCUCCGGGACGACGUUCAUGAUCUUGUCAAAUGUUCCGUGAGCUUUAUGAAACACCCCAUCGAGCCAGAAUUCCUCCACGCCCUGAUGAGAUUUUGUCUUCGAGCUACUCGUGAUCACGAGGUGGCCGUGACGUUUGCAAAUGCUGGCGGAAUCCAGCUUGUGCUAGAUUUGACGCAAAACUCCAACUUUCCUGGAGUUCUACCCCUCUCGAAUCUGCUGAUUAGACAUGUAAUCGAGGAUCGAGGCUGCUUAAGAUAUGCAGUGGAAAAGAUGAUUCGAGCCAAAGUAUUGAGCACAGGUGCAUCGACAUGCAAAGAGCUCCACUACCUGCUCCGCGUCCUCGCUCCGAUCGCCUGCCGCUGUCCCGACCUCUUCGUCUCCGUGGCGAAAGAGAUUCUCCAAGUCGAUCUAAACUUUGUGACUCGACGAGAGGAAGAUUUGAGACUGAUCGUGAAAGCCGUCCCAUGCAAGCAGGAAAGCUUAAUUACCACGAUGGGUGACGCCGCGAAGAAUGUAAUCCAACAGCUCCUGGUUACUCUCACGCUGAACAAUCCAGGCGAUGGGGACCAACAAUCGUCUGUUAAUAAGGAGGAAGAAGCUGCCGGAAAAACAUCUUCUCAAGUGAAGAUGAUUAAUACAGAUGAAAUGAUGGAUACGGACACAAACUCGAAGCCGGUGAAGGAUUUGGGCGAUGUCAUGAAAAAGAGGAGACUGAUUCCGAAAGAUGCGAUUUGUCAAUUGUUAGCCGAAUCUGUCCAUUCCUACUCGUACUCGUGUAAGAUCAUAGCAGAGUACAACUUCCAAGGGGGAACUAGCAUCCAUGUCACAGAGGACUGUACCGCUUUGGCCUUCCUCCUGGACAAGAUGCUCCCUCCGGGACAGACCGUGUCAGAGAAGGACUGCUCAAUCGUGGUGCGCGACCUAAUUUCGGCCAUGUCUGGCUGUAACCAUCUCCCCGACGCGCAAGCCAUCGUCGUCUCGGAAGUCAAGGCUGCCCUUCAACGAGCCCUCGCCAUGAAGGAAAGUGUAGAAAAGCAUAACAGAAUUCAAGCCCUUGCAGGCCUUAUUUGCAACAUGAUUGAAGGCUGUUCAUCCGCCCCUGCGACACAGAUGGUCACAAUCGUAAAGCCGACACAAUUAUGCAUGAACCAAGUGGUGCGUCUGCUAAUAAGGAAAAACGUGAUUGUGGACUUGACCCGGAUUUCCCACAGUUUGGAUUUAUCAAGUCCUCAGAUGGCGGCGACAAUCAAUGCGGCGUUGAAGCCGUUGGAAGUAAUUUCUCGAAUUGUAAAUCAACCGGCGCCAUCAAAUCCGCACCGUGUAAAACCAAAGGCGGAGAGCGCAGUGUUGGACUCUGUGAAUAAUACUCAUACGGGUGGCACUAGCAACUCGGAGUUAACUCAUGCUCAAGGAGAGGAGACUGUGGAAGAUGCCGACAAUACGGAACAUGACAUUUCCGCUGCGGCCGAAAGUAUUUUGGAUGCCACGUCUGAAAGUCACACUCAUCACGAUCCAGCCGAAGAGAGGGAAGACGACGUCCUGGACGAUAUUAUGGAUCACUUACUAGAAAGAGAUGCCAAUGCACACAGUGAUGAACAACUCUUUGCCGACGCCUUGAUGGCAGAUGCUACUAGCAAUCGUAUGGAGACCGAGCAGGACGGAACUGCUCGAGAAGACCGAGAGUUUGGAGAACGCGCUGGGUUUAACGUAGACCACGGCGACAAUGACACGUCAGACUCGGACUCUGAAGACUCAGAAGGUGACGACGAUGAGGAUGAUGAGGACGGGAAUGGGAAUAACGUUGGGGAAGAAGAAGAUGAUGAUGACGAGGAAGAAGAGGAUGACGAUGACGAGGAGGAGGACGCUGUGUCGACCGACGAUCGUGACCACGACCACAUGAUGGACGAGGGCUUUAUGCGCUUCCCUGGAAUGGACCGGGAUGAGGACUUGCUCGUCGUUCAGUACGGUCAUGAUGAAAACACUCCCGUUUUCUUUACUAACAAUGCAAGCUACAAUUUCAACGUCGGCUUGUUCGAUGAUCCGCUAAUUAGCGAACAUGCAAGUGGUCUUCGCCUCAACCAUCCGAUGCUCACUCCUCCCGUCGUGGAUACUCCCACCAUUGGACCCAUCACUGCACGAGGUCAUCGUGCCGCUCGAAAUAGACGCUUCCAGUACAUUCAUCUUCCAAGAAACCCGCCCCCAUCAAUUCAGAGACUUCUGGGACCAUCCACUGCUCAAGACGCGAUGCAGUUCACCUCAGGACAAUCCUUUAAUCAUGGGCUAGGAGUACAAAAUCCGGCCAGAGUGCUCAUGUUAGAUGCUGCAGUGGAUCCCACCGUAGCAAGAAAUGGAGGGUCCGGAAAUAACAGCUACCUCUCCAACUACACCGCUUUACACUGGUGGUGCGAAGAGUCCAAGGUUUUGGAUGGAGAGUCGAUGCACGAUUGCGUCAUUGCUUUGAAACGACCCAUCGUCGAAACCAUUGAGACCGAGCGAGACAGGGCGUUUGCCGCCCGGCGUGAAAAGAAGGCUGAAGAGGCAAAGAAGAAAGUGGAAGCCGCCGGAGUAGCAAAAAAUGCUAACAACCCAGAAGUCGUUUCCAUUUCAGAAAAUUCUCGACCUACAAAUAGCACUGCAACGACAACUACGACGACGAUGGACAUUUCUACCACCACAGUGGCUACAACUACUACGACGACGGCGACCACCACGACAGCAGCACCUGCAGCAUCGAGUGGUGCUUCUACGAGGGUUACGCCCUUCGAAAAUGAUUCUGCCACCACCACAAACCCUUCGUCUUCUGACACAGCAGAAACUAGCAAUGCUACCGCGUCCAACUUCAACUCAACUUUUACGCCCAACAACACUGAACAAACCUUCAUGAACAACAUUCCCGUAAUUCGAUAUACUGCAUCAUUGAGAAAUGUAUCUCGGCACGUCAACGAUGAGGGCGCUGCCUCGGCAUCAACUCCUAAUGAAGAGAAGGACGAAGAUGAACACGAGUCGGACAUGGAUGUGACAACUGAGGAACCGUCCGAGCCACCACCCCCUCCUCCGACAACCUCCGCAACCACGACGCCCACCAGUGCGCCUGCAACUUCCUCAUCGCCCGCUACGAGUUCGACUAAUUCCACUGGACGUCCCCGUUCAGGCAGAGGUAGACGCCAGUCAGGCACUCCAGGAGAACGAAGGCAAGGACGUCGUCAAGGGCUACGCAGUUCUGCCCGACUCGCAGCUGCACGAACGUCCGAACACAAUGCGAUCGCUUCACCAGGCAGUGGACGCAAUCCAUCUAGCUUGUCGCCACAACAUGGUGAUGGAUCAUCAGACACGGGAACCGUCGUGGCUGGAGACACAUCAGCAAACGACGAUCAGUCCAACGAGUCGGAGGAACUGAUGCCGAUAAGUUCUGAGGCAGCAAGAGAUUCUGAUGGUCUGUCGCCUAUUCCACCCCUCUAUGACAUGAGGAAUGAGAAUAAUGUGGGAGAAGGAGAAGUCGCCGGACCAUCGGGAACCCAAUCGAUUGAAGACUUUAGAAAUGUUUUGGGAGAUAUCGUCAUUCCUGAUGGGGUGGAUCCAUCCUUCUUGGCCGCCUUGCCCGAGGAGAUGAGACAGGAAGUGAUUUCAGAGCAUUUGAGAUUGCAAAGACUUCGUCCAGCGCGCGCUGCACCUGCCGACGUCGUAGAAGUGGUCCCCGUGACCGAUGUAAGCCCCGAAUUUUUGGCCGCUCUUCCUCCCUCCAUUCAAGAAGAAGUUUUGGCUCAACAGCGACUCGAACAACAGCGCCGUGUCGCUACGACAAGUAACCCGAACGAUCCCGUUGAUACGGAAGCCUUUUUCCGCAAUCUUCAACCAGCACUACGUCAAGCGAUCUUGACUGACAUGGAUGAAUCUCAAAUCGCCGUACUUCCCGCCGACUUGGCGACUGAAGCGCAAGGACUUCGACGUGAAUGGGAGUCGAGAAAUCGGCAGCUUUUGCACGAGCGAUUCUUUAGUCAUGGCUACACAGCAGGGUCCGCGCUGUCAUCAAUUUUAAGAAACAGUGGAAUGAGGAUCACUUCUCGCUACGGACUCCAAACCACAAUUGCCGGACGUCCCGCUUGGGCACAACCAUGGCCUCGUGGUCCCGCCGCCAUCGCUGCGCAACACAUGUUAAUGACGAGCAAGAUCAAAGGGAAGCAGCUCGUGGAUAAUGAGGCCUUGUCCUGUCUUUUGGUCCUCCUCUUCCUCGAUGACCCUCGUCUCAACACCGGUCGCCUUCACAGGGUUCUCCGAAACCUCUGCUAUCACGCCAACACGCGCCAGUGGGUCAUCAGGUCUCUCCUCUCCGUGAUGGAGCGAGCCAACGAGUGUAGCCGACUACCCCACCAAAUCCUAGCAUUAGCUUCCUCAUCCUCGGCUAUCCAAAUCAAGGAGGAGCCCAACGUCGGAUCCUCUAAUCCAUCCAUUCCAACAUCCGAUAAGGACAACACCACGAAACAAUUGGUUCCCAUCUCUGUUACCCCGUCUUGGCUUAAUCUGAGUCUCGACGCGGCGCUGGGUUGCCGAGCGAGCGUGUUCGAAAUUCACAAGUCCGCUAUUACCACUGGGAAGAAGGGUGGAAUUGAGAAUCGGAUAAUUUCCAUUCAUGCUCAAGCCGUACCAUCAAUUUCUAAACACACGCUCGACGUGUUGAGCAAUCUCGCUAAAAGUUUCCCUACCCACUUUUUGCCAGCCAAGGCGAAACCUUCGCUCUACUGUCACGAGUCGAGUAGCAAGAUUUACAAUUUGAUUGAGCGGAAACCACCAACACCACCGCCAGAGGCGAAAAAGGCUGGGGCGUCGCCGGGUAAAAAGUCUGACGUUCCGGAAUUCUGGGAGAUUUUGUUAAAACUGGAUUCUGCCACGUCGUCGAGAAAGGGAAAACAUGUGGCGAAGGCGCACGCGAACCUCAACGUGACGAUUGACCAAGGAAGUCCAGCCGUGUCAUUUGAAGCGUCUCCCUUCGGCCAACUGAUCAACAUGCUGUCGUAUGGCUGCAUCCGACGCAGUACGCUGCUUACGGACAAACUCCUCCGGCUUCUUUCUCUGAUCUCUCUCGGUAUCCCCGACACGUCCGGCUUUGGGAGGAAAGUGCUUCUUGAAGAACCCGUCCAUCCCCAGGACGCGUCGCUGCUCAUCACAGAGUCUCACCUAAGACUGAUUGUGGAAGUGAUUACGUCCAAAAACUGUACGGAAGAGGGUCUCGAAGAAGCGACGUCACUAUUGCUCAAUUUAUCCUAUGGACCACCACUGGUUCGGGAUAAGAUCUUGAACCUCUUGAUGGAGGGAGUUCGAGAACUCGGGAACGUUGUUUGUGCACACAUUGCUAGUCUUCAAAAUGAAUUACGUUCAUUGCGAAAAGAGCCACUGGUCAGUGAAGCCGCCGCCGCUGCUGCUGCUGCUGCUGCUUCUUCUUCUUCCUCCGCCGUCGCCGAGUCAGAUUCACAAGCUGGCGGACACAGUAGUAAUUCAACUGCAGGCAGUGAUCCGGAUGACAAACCAUUCAAGGGGACGUUAAUGGACAGAUUCACUAAGGACACCGUAGUGAUUCAGCCCAGUUCUAAGAACAAGGCAGCCUAUGAACUGCAACUACCCUCGAUGACUGCGCUGACUUCGAAAACUUCGUCUCAAUCCUUUUUCCUCCGAUUGUUGAAGGUCAUCAUCUCUUUGCGGGAAUCGAUCGAGACGGCAAUCAAGAAAUACAAAAUGAUGUCCGGCCCCAGUGCGACGUCUUCUUCGCUGAGUGGACCCCUCAUGUCGAGCACGAUUAUGGCCGGAGACCGCUCUCUGCUUCAAGCCGUGACCGCUGGGAUGCCAGAAUCUGCCUCGCGCGACUUUCAGGCCGCCUUUGAACGCGUCGUUAACUCGUCGCGAAUCCGUCUCAGUGAAGAACAGCCAAUGGAUGUAGACCAAGAUCCAUCAGAUGCUGGCGAAGCGGCGCCCCCGGCGGCGGCAGAGCCAGUACGAACCACGACCGGAACGAACCGAGGUCUUGAAGCAAUGGUCGAUAUUGACGAGAGUAGCGAUGAGGAUGAUGAUGACGUCGUCCUGCCGGGAGAUGAAGAUGUACCCCCGCUCGCCCCAAGCAACCACCCCCGUGGAAAUGUCGACGUCAGCAAGUUGCUCCCGAGGUUGAGCUCGCUCUUGGACUUGGAGAAAUUGUGGGAGACGUUGAGUGAGUGUCUGUUGGAGUUGGGACAUACGCCAGAUCAUCAUGCAGUGUUGGUGUUGCAGCCUGCAGUGGAAGCCUUCUUCCUCGUCCAUGCCUCAUCUGUGGAUAAGGAGGAGAAAAACUCGACGGCGGAAUCAAGGGAAGCGCAGCUGGCCCAUCUGCAGCAAGACCUUCCCCCCGUAUCCCCCAUUGAGGCCACGUCGGAAAAUCGGAACCUGGUCGACACUGAGAUGACAGAGGCUAGCGGUUUCGGAAUGUUGGAUGUCACUCAGCAAAACUCGACCAUAGUUAGUCUCGAUACACAAAAGUUUUUGAAGUUUGCGGAAACUCAUCGCACCGUGCUGAACCAAAUUCUGCGCCAGUCUUCCUCCAAUUUAGCGGAGGGGCCGUUCUGUGUCCUGGUCGAUCACACACGGGUGUUGGACUUUGACGUGAAGCGGCGCUACUUCCGGAACGAAUUGGAACGCCUGGACGAAGGAGUGCGACGCGAAGAUCUGGCGGUGCAUGUAACAAGAUCACAUGUUUUUGAGGACUCUUUCCGUGAACUGCACCGAAAACCAUCAGAAGAGUGGAAGAAUCGCUUCUAUAUCGUCUUUGAAGCGGAGGAAGGUCAGGAUGCGGGUGGACUGUUGCGAGAGUGGUAUGUGAUCAUAUCCCGAGAAAUCUUCAACCCGAUGUACGCCCUCUUCACCAUCUCUCCCGGCGACCGUGUCACUUACAUGAUCAAUCAACUUUCCCACUGCAACUCGAACCAUUUGUUCUACUUUAAGUUCGUGGGGCGCGUCAUUGCGAAAGCCAUCUACGACAAUAAGCUGCUCGAAUGCUACUUUACGCGCUCCUUCUACAAACACAUUCUUGGUAAGCCUGUGCGCUACACGGACAUGGAGAGUGAGGACUACAGCUUCUACCAGGGGCUCGCCUUCCUCAUGGAGAACACGGUGGAUGAACUUGGAUACGAGCUCACUUUCAGCACAGAGGUUCAAGAAUUUGGAGUUACCGAGAUUCGGGACUUGAUCCCCAACGGACGGAAUAUCCCUGUCACUGAGGUUAACAAAAUGGAAUAUAUCCGCCUUGUCUGCCAGAUGAAGAUGACGGGCGCGAUACGAAAGCAGUUGAACGCAUUUUUGGAAGGUUUUUACGACAUAAUUCCGAAACGACUGAUUUCGAUAUUCAACGAGCAAGAGUUGGAACUGCUCGUCUCCGGCUUACCUAAUAUUGACAUUGAAGACUUGAAAGCAAACACCGAGUAUCACAAGUACCAAGUGAACUCUCUACAAAUUCAGUGGUUUUGGAGAGCUUUAAGGUCCUUUGACCAAGCGGACAGAGCGAAAUUCCUCCAGUUUGUGACUGGAACGUCCAAAGUGCCUCUUCAAGGAUUUGGUGCCCUUGAAGGAAUGAACGGUGUGCAGAAAUUUCAAAUUCAUCGCGACGACCGGUCCACGGAUCGUCUUCCUAGUGCACACACCUGUUUCAAUCAAUUGGAUCUGCCUGGAUAUGAGACUUACGACAAGCUGCGGAGUUACCUUUUGAAAGCCAUUCACGAAUGUUCUGAGGGAUUUGGUUUUGCUUAAGAAAAUAAGAAAUUGAUAUCCCCAUGCAAAGUGAAACUAAAUUAUGCGUGAUACUACUAAAUACAUACAUAAAAAUACUACUACUAAAUUACUUUUUACAAAAAAAGUCCGUACCUUUUUCAGUAUCUCUAUACAAAAAGUCGACACGUAUGUAAUGCUAAAAUUAUAAGUGAUAAAAUACGUUAAAUUAUUAAAUUUUGUGUGGUUGUUUGUCAUGAUAUGAUGUCUGAAAAAUAUAAUAAAUUGAGAAAAAUCUUGGAUUAAAAAAACACAGUUUUUCUCCGCUUACAACAAAUGGACUAUUCAAAUAAAUAAUUAAGCAACACUUUUUUUAAGUACUCAUGAAUAUGAUAAGCGAUGCGUCGAUUUGUUUGUGUAAUAAUAAUGAUACCUCCUUCAGCAAUUGUAAUAAUAAUAAUAAUAAUAAAUACUAUUGUAUGACAUGAUGAUUGCAGUAAAUAAUUAA